This is a messenger RNA of Galeopterus variegatus (Sunda flying lemur), 2704 nucleotides long. RefSeq names its product gamma-aminobutyric acid receptor subunit alpha-3. The transcript is spliced from 3 exons. Gene Ontology annotation, biological process: gamma-aminobutyric acid signaling pathway; nervous system process; synaptic transmission, GABAergic. Gene Ontology annotation, cellular component: postsynapse; synapse; dendrite membrane. The record is from RefSeq and is a predicted model, not a curated record. NCBI's taxonomy places the organism in Eukaryota, Metazoa, Chordata, Mammalia, Dermoptera, Cynocephalidae. Bases 18 to 704 code for a protein of 228 amino acids. Gene Ontology annotation, molecular function: transmitter-gated monoatomic ion channel activity involved in regulation of postsynaptic membrane potential; GABA-gated chloride ion channel activity; benzodiazepine receptor activity.
CAGGAGAAUAUGUCGUCAUGACAACCCACUUCCAUCUCAAACGGAAAAUUGGCUACUUUGUGAUCCAGACCUACUUGCCAUGUAUCAUGACUGUCAUUCUGUCACAAGUGUCUUUCUGGCUCAACAGAGAGUCUGUCCCUGCCCGCACGGUUUUUGGUGUCACCACUGUUCUCACCAAGACCACCUUGAGUAUCAGUGCCAGAAACUCCUUACCUAAAGUGGCAUAUGCGACGGCCAUGGACUGGUUCAUAGCCGUCUGUUAUGCCUUUGUAUUUUCUGCACUGAUUGAAUUUGCCACUGUCAACUACUUCACCAAGCGGAGUUGGGCUUGGGAAGGCAAGAAGGUGCCAGAAGCUCUGGAGACGAAGAAGAAAACACCAGCAGCCCCAACAAAGAAAACCAGCACCACCUUCAACAUCGUGGGGACCACCUAUCCCAUCAACCUGGCCAAGGACACUGAGUUCUCCACCAUCUCCAAGGGCGCUACUCCCAGUGCCUCCUCAACCCCAACCAUCAUUGCUUCACCCAAGGCCACCUAUGUGCAGGACAGCCCGACUGAGACCAAGACCUACAACAGUGUCAGCAAGGUUGACAAAAUUUCUCGCAUCAUCUUUCCUGUGCUCUUUGCCAUAUUCAAUCUGGUCUAUUGGGCCACAUAUGUCAACCGGGAGUCAGCUAUCAAGGGCAUGAUCCGCAAACAUUAGAUAGUGGUGGCGGCACAGCAAGCAGAGCACUGUAUACCCCAUGAGGCAAACAGGCACCCAACCCCCAGGGCUCCCCUUCAUGUGUUCCAGGAUUCUUCUUUUUAACCCUCUACCAAGCUGGGACUCUCAAUUCAUAUUUGUGAAUCUCAAUGAAAAAUUGACCACAGAAAAAUUACUUAUCCCUAUAACAUUGCUGAGUGUACCCCCAUCAGAGCCAAACACUGCCAUUUGUCCAGUUGCUCAUCUUCGUCUGCCAGUCUCCCCCAGCUGAGGGCACUGCAUGUAUUUUAUUGCAUUCUGCCCACUGCAGAAAGAACAGGAGACUCUCUUCUCUCUAGUGGGAACCUUGGCUCUUUGAGAGGUCCAGACCGAGGAGAAUUGUUGACUGGUCUGGAUCAGAUGAUUCUGACACUAGUGAACCAGCUUGGGCUAUCCCAUGUGGUCCUGCUUGUCACUUCCCCUGCCUGCAGCCGGGCCUUACAAGGCAUAAGUACUGAUAGCAAAGGCAGGAGCCAGUUAUAACAUCUGACCAUGGCCCCCAAUGCCUUUCUUGGCUUGGAGAUGAGUGGAGACAGCUGAGCCUCGCCACUGUCUACUAUGUAUGGCCAAAACUAAUAGAACUAACUGGGCCAGCCUGGCACAAAAAUGGCUGGUGCCCUCCUAUGUCCAGCCCCUCGGGAAAAUAGUAUCUUUCUUGGUAUAUCUUCCUUCCAGGAAAAUCCUUUUCCUUCAAUGCCUUUGACCCAUUUGUAGCCAGCUGGGCACUGCUUAGUUUGGACUCAUUACUGCCUGCAAACUCUUCAGGAAAAAAGAUCAGAUAUUUCUUAUUUAAACUAAAAAGGUAAAAAUAGAAACAACAACAAAAAAUCUAGACCAAAUGCCUACAUGAGAAUUUUAAAAAUAUGGGAAAGAUAGGAAAGUUAUCUCCCUGCCAAGGCAACUAAUAAAAUACCAGACAGGGCAAGAGGUUUGGGGUAGACUGUAGUUGAGGAUUGAAGUCUGGCUCAAAAAAGAAGACCACUGGCAGGUAAAGGUCAAAUUCAUUUUUCCAUACCCUCCACACUCCACACUCUAGCCCAGGCCCAGGCAUUUUGCUCCCACCAUGUCAGAAACCUCUGGUCCUCUUUUGAUGCAGAUUCUAUGAGGGGUGAAUUAGAAAUUCAUACAAAUAUCUCUAGUCAAUUUUUGAGUCAACUAAUUCAUUAACUUUAUUACCAGUUUUAUAAUACAUUAUUUAGAGGCCAUUUGAUCUCAUUACGUGUUCUUAAUCAUAAUGUGAGUAAAAGGAAGAGGUAUAAAUACAAAAUUUUUAUAAGGUAGAAAAACCGAGUCUCAGAAGUUUGAAUGGUCUGCCUAGGCUCCAUACAAGUGUCUUUAAUAAAGAACUAUUAUGUGCCCCGUUCUGAAGGCCAAAAUGAAGAAAGGACUGAAAAGCCAGCUCCAUUUUGACCUCAGAAUCAGCACAAUCUCAGUAUGCCUUCUGGGUCAUGAGUACAGUUUGGAUGGACAUCAGAGAGGUUUUUUAGAAAGUCACAAUGUGUCAUCUAAGGAGACCACUGUUUAAGACAGCAGCCCCAGCCACUUUGGAUCUGAAUAUCUGCACUAGCCCAGAGUAUCCUAGAAGCCCAAGGUAAAGUCACAGAUGGCACCAUAAGGAGAUUCUCCCUGACCGCUCUCUGAACAAAGCUCCUAAGGGGUGUAUCACUGGCUGCUGAUUGCCUUUUUCAUACAUUCUUCUCCCAUCCCCUGCUUCCUUGCCAUUGCUGGGAUUAUGCAUGCCAGUCCCAUUAUUCUUAAGACCGUGUCUGUAGGUAAAUUUAUGACUAGAAGAGUAUAGUCUUGUGGAUAUGUGGGGAUGGGGGGUGGGGUGGGCGGGGCUGUCAAUGAUUGUCUUAAGAAAUUUAGAUGGAAGCCUGACCUUUGCCUUUCUGUAGAAAUUGUGUUUCAAAUGCUUUGGUGCAAUGUUUAGUGGCUGUUUAUUAAACUCUUUCUGAAUUGUA